AUGAUGCCUCUCUCACGCCUGGCUGGGAUUCUGAUACCAGCCAUGGCCUUCCUCUCCUACCUGAGACCUGAGACCUGGAAGCCCUGCACAGAGGUGGUGCCUAACAUUUCUUACCAAUGCAUGGAGGUCAAGCUCUACAAAAUACCUGACAAUAUUCCCUCAUCAACCAAGAACCUGGACCUGAGCUUUAACCCACUGAGGCACUUAGGCAGCCAUAGCUUCUCCAACUUCCCAGAACUGCGUGUGCUGGAUUUAUCCAGGUGUGAAAUUCAGAUAAUUGAAGAUGAUGCAUAUCAGGGACUAAACCAUCUCUCCACCUUGAUAUUGACGGGAAAUCCUAUCCAGCACUUAGCUCCAGGAAGCUUUUCUGGAUUAUCAAGUUUACAAAAGCUGGUGGCUGUUGAGAUAAAUCUACCCUCUCUAGAGAACUUCCCCAUUGGGCAUCUUAAAACCUUGAAGGAGCUUAAUGUAGCUCAUAAUUCUAUCAAUUCCUCCAAAUUUCCUGAAUAUUUUUCUAACUUGUCUAACCUGGAAUACUUGGACCUUUCCAAUAACCAGAUCCAAAAUAUUUAUCGUAAGGACUUGCAGGUUCUACAUAAAAUUCCCCUGCUCAAUCUCUCUCUAGACCUGUCUUUGAACCUGAUAAAAUUUAUACAACCAGAUGCCUUCAAGGAACUUAGGCUCCAUAAACUGACUUUGAGAAGUAAUUUUGAUAGUAUAAAUAUAAUGAAAACCUGUAUUGAAGGUCUGGCUGGUUUAAAAGUUCAUAAGUUGGUACUGGGAGAAUUUAAAAAUGAAAGGAAUUUGGACACAUUUAACAAAUAUGCCCUAGAGGGUCUGUGCAAUUUGACCGUUGAAGAAUUUCAGAUAGCAUACUUCGAUGAAUUCUCAUUGGAUGAUAUUGGCACAUUUAAUUGUUUGGCAAAUCUUUCUGCAAUUUCCCUGGUGAGUUUAUAUGUAGUCAAUUUAGAAAAACUUCCUAAAGAUUUCAGAUGGCAAUCCUUAGAACUGAUUAACUGUAAAUUUGAACAAUUUCCAUCUUUGUCAUUCUACUCUCUGAAAACAUUUGUUUUCACUGCCAAUCACUAUAGUAACACUUUUGUAGAAUUUGAACUACCAAGCCUGGAGUUUCUAGAUCUCAGUAGAAAUGGCUUGAGUUACAGAAGUUGCUGCUCUCAGGCUGAUUUUGGGACAACGAGAUUGAAGUAUUUAGACCUGAGCUUCAAUGAUAUUAUUAUCAUGAGUUCAAACUUUCUGGGCUUGGAACAACUGGAAUAUCUGGAUUUCCACCAUUCCAACUUGAAACAGGCCAGUGACUUUUCAGUAUUCCUGUCACUCACAAAACUCCUUUAUCUUGACAUCUCUUAUACCAAUACCCGGGUCACCUUCCAUGGCAUUUUUCAUGGCUUGGAGAGCCUAAAAAUUUUAAAAAUGGCUGGCAAUUAUUUUCAGGACAACUUCCUUCCAGAUAUCUUCACAGAGUUGACCAACUUGACCUUCUUGGACCUCUCUACUUGCCACCUGGAACAGGUGUCCCAGCGAGCUUUUGACUCACUGCCCAGAAUUCAGGUGAUAAACAUGAGUUAUAACAAACUCCUGUCAUUGGAUAUACUUCCCUAUCAACAUCUCCACUCUCUCCAAGUUCUGGACUGUAGUUUCAAUCGUAUAAAAGCCUCCAAUAUUCAAGAACCACAGCGUCUUCCAAGUAAUCAAACUCUCUUAAAUCUUACUCAGAAUGACUUUGCUUGUGUUUGUGAGCACCAGAGUUUCCUGCAGUGGGUCAAAACCCGGAAACGGCUCUUUGUGGAAGUUGAACAAAUGGUGUGUGCAACACCUUCAGAUAUGCAGGGCUUGUCCGUGCUGAGUUUUAGGAAUAGCACCUGUCAGAUGAGCAAGACAGUCAUCAGUGUGUCAGCUGUCUUUGUUUUCAUAGUAUUUCUGAUACUAGUUCUGGUCUAUAAGUUCUAUUUCCAUCUGAUGCUUCUUGCUGGUUGCAAAAGGUAUGGUGGCGGUGAAUGCACCUAUGAUGCCUUUGUUAUCUACUCUAGUCAGGAUGAGGAUUGGGUGAGGAAUGAGCUGGUAAAGAACUUGGAAGAGGGAGUGCCCCCCUUUCAUCUCUGCCUUCACUAUAGAGACUUUAUCCCCGGCGUGGCCAUCUCUGCCAACAUCAUCCAGGAAGGUUUCCACAAAAGCCGGAAGGUAAUCGUUGUGGUGUCCCAGCACUUCAUCCAGAGCCGCUGGUGUAUCUUUGAGUAUGAGAUUGCCCAGACCUGGCAGUUUCUGAGCAGUUGCUCUGGAAUCAUCUUCAUCAUCCUGCAGAAGGUAGAGAAGUCCCUGCUGCGGCAGCAGGUGGAGCUGUACCGCCUUCUCAACAGGAACACCUACCUCGAGUGGGAGAACAAUGUCCUGGGGCAGCACAUCUUCUGGAGACGACUCAGAAAAGCCCUGCUAGCUGGCAAACCAUGGAGUCCAGAAGCAGCAGCAGAUACAGAGAAUAAGGAGCCUGAAGCAACAGCUUCCAUCUGA
Molecule: messenger RNA, 2526 nt
Organism: Orycteropus afer afer
Lineage: Eukaryota; Metazoa; Chordata; Mammalia; Tubulidentata; Orycteropodidae
Gene: TLR4
Product: toll like receptor 4
Exons: 3
Coding region: 1-2526 (841 amino acids)
Biological process (GO): toll-like receptor signaling pathway; immune response; defense response to Gram-negative bacterium
Cellular component (GO): membrane
Molecular function (GO): transmembrane signaling receptor activity; lipopolysaccharide immune receptor activity; lipopolysaccharide binding
Source: RefSeq, a predicted model, not a curated record